Molecule: messenger RNA, 1172 nt
Organism: Aspergillus nidulans FGSC A4
Lineage: Eukaryota; Fungi; Ascomycota; Eurotiomycetes; Eurotiales; Aspergillaceae
Product: lysophosphatidic acid acyltransferase LOA1
Exons: 2
Coding region: 1-1041 (346 amino acids)
Source: RefSeq, a predicted model, not a curated record
AUGGAGAGAUACACGCAGUUCCGCGACAAAGGGUCCGGAAUUGCUCCCUUCCUACCCGUUCCGCUGCAACCUGCGCCUGGUUGCUGUCCACUUCCGAUCCGGGCGUUGCUCUUCAUCAUCCGUCUCCCGUUUCUCAUUUUCUUUUUCGUGGCUUACUUCGCCGUUCUGCAGUGGCUGCCAAUAGGAUCGCUUGGAAAGAAAGCCGCAUUAUGGUCUAUACUGGCGGUACCUAGUAUAUGGUGGAUUGACUUGCAAGUUGAAGGAGUGAGGAAAGGCCACCUCUCACGGCAGCAAUCCCGGCUUCCGGGCCCGGGCUCUAUCAUUGCAGCCUCGUUUACAUCUCCAAUUGAUGCGCUUUACCUCGCCGCCAUCUUCGAUCCGAUUUUCACGGCGUCAUACCCAACCACCAGGGAAGUGGAGGAGAUCUCGCUCUUUGAAGCGAUCCUGCGCGCCUUCGACUCACCUGAGACUCACUACGCUCCUCGGCGGAACGCGAAGACCACCUCCCUUUCCCAAUUGCAGCGCAAAUAUCCCGGUCGCCCUAUUGUCACUUUUGCCGAAUGUACCACCACCAACGGCCGCGGUAUUCUCCCGCUCUCUCCCUCGUUGACGAAGAUCGGAUCUACGUCGAAGAUCUUCCCCGUUUCCAUACGCUACCAGACUGAGGAUAUUGUCACCCCAAUACCGGGCCAUUAUAUUGGCUUCCUUUGGUCCCUGCUCAGUAAACCAACUCAUUGCAUCCGCGUCCGCAUCGCGGAAUCUGUCACGAUGGCCGGUAGUGGCAACGGCAUGACCGAGAAAAUGAAGAAGUCUAACUACGAUACUAACUACUUUGAUCUUUUAGACGAGGUAAGUGCAUCCAAAGGAGGAGUGGCUUCUUCGAGGGAUAGGGUGGAAAUUGACCUUAGCCCUACCGAGAAGAACCUUUUGGAUACGGUCGGGGAUGCGCUUGCGAGGUUAGGCCGGGUGAAGCGGGUUGGCUUAGGGGUUGCUGACAAGAUUGAUUUCUUGGAGGAGUGGAGGAAGAUGCAUCCGGCGUGAAGUCUAUCAUGGACUAAUCCAUGGUGCACUCUCAUUUUAUAUUCUUACGUGAUUGGAUAUGGUAUGGGUUGUACCGGCGUACAAGUUGUAUAGGCUCUAGCUCAGGUACUCAUACUUUAAAUACGUGGACC